Molecule: messenger RNA, 1692 nt
Organism: Suillus fuscotomentosus
Lineage: Eukaryota; Fungi; Basidiomycota; Agaricomycetes; Boletales; Suillaceae
Exons: 5
Coding region: 1-1692 (563 amino acids)
Source: RefSeq, a predicted model, not a curated record
AUGCCAUCCUCAGAAGAUUCGAAUAAGGCAUUCAAUGAAGCCACCACCGGGGUCCUGCAAAUUUUGGCGAGAGCCUUGCAGUUGACCGAUGGUGUUGCCAGCCACCUGGACAUGGUGAAGGAAAUGGCGAACAUCAUGACUCGAGCAUUUCAAACACAUGCAUGGUCGGCGACAGUCAUUCCGCCAAUAUUACUCUUGGCAGCCAUGGAAUUGAUGGAGCACGUCGAUCGUGUUAGCCAGACAUCAUUUCUUAGUGUAGAGCGCCAUCAGUUGUAUCUCAAGGCCCACAAGGCAAUCACAGGUCUGAUCCCAGCGCCAAUUUCACAAGCUCCACCUGUCAAGCUGCCGACUGAUCCGGCGGCUCUCCCUUCAGUUGUAGCAAAGUCAAAGAAACCCGGCAGCGAUAGUGAUGAGGUGGAAAUUGUUGAGGGUAUGACCCAAAGCGAUGACCUCAGGAAGAGGAAGCGCACGUCCAGUGGCGCAACUGAAUCUGAACCGGUCGCCGCUUCCAAUCAAGCCGCCAAAGACGCCAUCGCGCUGGUAAUGGCAGAGAAUGACAUGGCCAAGGACGUUGCGCCGGGAAAUACAGAUACAAUGCCCACCAGGCCCAAGGGCAAGCCAAAAAGCAAGCAGGUAGAGAUAGUAAUCUUGUCCAGGUCUGACAUCACAAUGGACAGGAAAGGCAAGGGAAAGGAAGUUGUGCUGCCAGUGGAGAUGGACUGGCGGGAUCAUGGGUGGAAGAAGUCUAGAGCUGUUAGUUCUAACAGGCCGCCAAUCAAGGGGAAUCAUUUAUCUACCGAAUCGCCACCGAUGGCACCCGCCGGUGAUCAAUGGAAACCAUGGUAUGAGGCACAGAAACAGGCGAGUACUGUGGCGACCAUGGUGAAACGGCAAAAAAGUCAAGGCAUGUCUAAGGAGCACCAAGUGACGGCCACCGCUGAGUCUGUCGGCGACGUUGGGAUGGCGUUGGAGGCUGAUAUCAGGGCUAAUACUACCAUUGCCGCCGUUCCACACACACCUCCUCGACAAAGUCAAUCCCCUCUGUCAUUUGCCGGCGACAUGGACAUUGACCUGGUCGGUGACACAGUUGCAAGAGAUUUGCAGGCCAUGACACUGGAGGUGAAGACUGAUUCGAAGUCCCUCCUUACGGUCGUUCAGGAUACGAUCAACGAACUCCAGACUCAGGUGGCCGAUAUCCGAACUCAGAAUGCCGAGAUGGCUGAGUUGAUUCAGAAUAUGAAUGGCCGCCUUGCUGCCCAGGAUACUGACAUCCGAGCCAUGGAGAAAAUGCAUGCCAAAAUGGCCAUAUUGCAAGAGGAGGUCAAAGCCUUGCACGCCGAAUCUCAGACUCGCGAUUCUCAACUCCGGAACGCUGAUGCAAUGUUGACUGCACAAGGAAAUUGUACCGCCGUGCUGAUGGAUGCCUAUGAAUCCAUCUGCCAAUGUGUUGUCCCGAACCAAACUGUUCCUCAUUUCAGUAAUGCUACAUUCUUUCCUCCUGCCAGUCAAUCAGCUCCAUACAGUCAAGGUAUGAGCGCCGGGCAGGCGCAGGUCAUGGAACAGCUUUAUUUCAAUUUGACACCAGUUCCAUCCACCAUCGCCGGUAACUCCGUGUCAAAUAUCGCCGAACCUUCAGGUUCCCAGAUCAACUGUCCGUCUAGUGAAUCGGCAUCUGGGAGGGGUCCCACCUAA